This is a messenger RNA of Astyanax mexicanus (Mexican tetra), 3477 nucleotides long. RefSeq names its product growth differentiation factor 10b (gene ifngr1l). The transcript is spliced from 3 exons. Gene Ontology annotation, molecular function: cytokine activity; growth factor activity. The record is from RefSeq and is a predicted model, not a curated record. Gene Ontology annotation, biological process: SMAD protein signal transduction; BMP signaling pathway. Gene Ontology annotation, cellular component: extracellular region. Bases 239 to 1507 code for a protein of 422 amino acids. Lineage: Eukaryota; Metazoa; Chordata; Actinopteri; Characiformes; Acestrorhamphidae.
AAGCUGGAACUAAAGGACUGUCCGGAUACUUUUGGACACGCAGUCAGAGAGCCUCUGUUAUCACGUGGAAAUUUUAUUAUCUAUUUAUUUAUUAAUUUAUUAAUGCAUUGACUGAUCAGUCAAUUGAUUGAUUUAUUUGACUUGUGAUACUCAUUUCUGAACUCGCAAUUCAACUCGUGCGCGCGCGCUCACUGCAGCAUCCGCGCGCCUCCGGAGCAUCUCUUCAGCUCGAGUGAACAUGCCGCGCGCUCGGGUCUGCUGGCUCGUGCCGGUUUUGCUGGUGCUGGACGUGCUGGGGGUCCAGCUGGUGGUCUCGGACCGCGGGGACGCGCUUUCGGGCAGCAUGUUCAAACUGUACGAGAAGUUCAGCAAGGAGCCGCGCGGGCACGCGCACGAGAACACCGUCAGGAGUUUCAGAGCAGCCGCAGUGUCCUCCAACAGCGACAUCCUUUUUCACUUCAACCUGACCUCCAUCCCUGAUUCAGAGGCGAUCCUGUCCGCAAGCUUGCACUUCCUGGACCAGCACAGUCGCCAUCGGUCCUGGAGCUGCCGGCGUUCCCGGGGACCUUCAUGCCGUGUCCAGCACCUCCAUCCUUCGUCUCCUGUCCAGCUUGUUCUUCGAGGGAGUUUGGAAAACUCAGGUUCUUCUUCACCUUUGGGGAACAUCACACUUGCUCCUCACAGGAAAGGACCUUGGCAGGUGGCAGACGUGUCCUCGGCCAUUCAGGAGGCACAAGCUCGGAAUGACCUCAUGGUUUCAGUGGAGUUUUACUCUGGCGAGAGGAGGCAAGAUCGCUACUUGCCCAACAGCUUGCCUUACCUUCUGGUGUUCGCCAAUGACUUGGCCAUAACCGAGCCCAACAGCAUCGCCAUGAGCCUGCAGAGGUACAGCGCGUUACCUGCAGGGGAAGACCGAGAGACUAGACCACCCUUGGUGCCUCCAAGCUCCAGAAUCAGAAGAAGCACCAACCAUUUACAGGACAACUUCCUUCCAGACAUUCAGGACAAUGACCUGAAACACAAGGACCUGUGGUACAAUACUUACUUUGCUCUGAAGCCCAAACCCCUGCCGCGUAGCAAGAGCGACAGACCAGGCCACGAGGUCAAGCACAGAGGGGGCUCGUCUCAGGAGCUAAGCUUUGAUGAGAGGACCAUGAAAAAGGCCCGUCGUAAACAGUGGAGCGAGCCCCGAGUCUGCGCCCGGCGCUACCUGAGGGUGGACUUUGCAGAUAUUGGCUGGAGCGAGUGGAUACUGGCCCCGAAAGCAUUUGAUGCGUACUACUGCGCAGGAACCUGUGGAUUUCCCAUGACCAAGGUUGUUCACCCCUCCAACCAUGCCACCAUCCAAAGCAUCGUGAGGGCCGUGGGGAUCGUUCCUGGCGUUCCAGAGCCUUGCUGCGUCCCUGAGAAGAUGAGUCCGCUUGCAGUGCUGUUCCUGGACACCAGUAGGAACAUGGUGCUGAAGGUCUACCCCAGCAUGUCUGUGGACACUUGUGCUUGCCGAUAAGAAGACCAAGAGCCUGAACAAACUGUGUUAAAGAGACCGUGGACAAGCUAAAGGCAUGAUACGCCACCCGCUGCUCAGAUAAAGCAAUUUCAGACACAUUAUUCAGUGACUGAUCAUGGUUUUCUACACACAAAACCUCUAAACCUCAAAAACUGCUACAACAAAACCUUAUAAAUGCACAUUCCGGGUUUCCACUGUAUUUAAUACUGUCACUUAUUGUAAUGUGUAGUUAAAAUAAACAGCUAAGUUUUUAUUAAAGCCUCAGUAAGAAACUGCUAAAACAGAGCCAGGGCCUCAAUUACAGAUGUGCCGUAUGUUUGAUAUUGACUAACCAGCCAUAACAUUAAAACCAUGUGCCUAAUUUUGUAUAGGUCUCCCUUGUGCCACUAAAUUUAAUCUAUCACCAUGGCUAAUGUUAGCAGCCAAACUUUAAGGCCCUGUAAGACCAGGUUCAUGGAACACUGAUAAAAAAAUAGCCUUGUAUCAGAGGAAAAUCGGCAUUCAGUUGCUAUGUGUGAACUGCUGGAAGACAUGAUCUGACUGAACACCAAGUGAUCACCAGUGCUUCACCAGUAAGGUUAAAAUUGUUGUGACUAGAAGUUAUUGCAGCAAAUGAGAGCACAAGAUACAGGGUGAAGAGAAAGCCAAGGGUGGAUUUUUAGGGGUGGGACAAAAUAUCGAUAUCACUUGCUAUAUAUCGUAUCGUUUUUGUUUGCAAUACAUUAUCGAUAAGUGGAGACAAAUUCAAUAUAUUUUUAUGUUGAAGCAUAGGCACUCUAAACUCCUUAGAGCUUGCUCCCAAUUAGACUAACCAAAGUUACUGCUUCAUUACUCCAUAUGGUGGCGCUAUAAUCAAAUUAUUGCCAAACAGGGCAAACCUGUGGUGGAGAAUAUUAAUAGUUAAAUUCUGUGAAACUAAAACACCACUAAAUACACAAUUCCUGGUAUUUGCUUAUUUAGGAGAAUUUUAUCCUCUUCAGUAUCGUUGCCUUAUAUGUGUGAUAUAUUGAGUAUCGCAGAAUCGCAACAUCAUGAAAAUAUUGUAUUGUGAGAAGCCAUGUGAUUCCCACUCCUAGCGGGAUGUAUAUAAUAUUCUUGUCUUUUUCUUCUGUUUGUUUUUGCUGCAAAUUAAUGCAAAGACUUGUUUCAGGAGAGCAGACAGGCUGUAGAUGUGUAAAAUGGCUACAGGAGUCCAAUUUCCAAACACUGGAUAUAGUUUUCUGUUGCACCUUCUCCUCCCCAGAUGCAAAGCCAGAUGGACACACAUUGUCAAGUGACAACGAGUCUUAUUCUGUCGCUAAUCAGUGAAUAUAUUUGAUUCAGUGUCCAAAAUGUCCAUCACUACUACUCUAGUGGUCUUAAUAAAUUACCCAGCUGUGAUAAGCACCCUUCCUGAAGCUCAGUGAUUACCUGCUCACCUGUUUAUUUAUUUUAAAUAGCAGACAGAGAUGGCUUGUUCCUCCUGGUGAAAGAUCUUGUAAUUCAUGACCUUAUGUUGCUGAUAUGUUAUGUAGUGAGACCUACGUUAGCAUCAGUGAGCCUUGGCCACAAUUGAUCUUGUCCUUUCAACCAGUUCAGUGGUUGUCCUUUCUUGGAGCACGUUUGGUAGAUACUGACCACUGCAUACCAGGAAUAUCACACCAUGUUUUGGAGCUGUUCUGACCCGGUUGUUUAGCCAUAAUAUAUUUCUGCAUGUCUCAGAUUCUAAAUCUUAACCAUUUUCCUGUUUCAACUCAUCAUCCUUUUACCUGGCAGUGGUUUUAAUGUUAUGGUAUAUAUACGGUAUACAUAAAUGCAAAGGGGUUGUUUGUUUAGGUUUGGAAAGCUGUGUUUAAAAAUGUAUGUCACCUGCAGUUUUUGUUUUGGGCUUUAAUUGACUGUUAAAUAUUGUAAAUGAAAGGAAAUGAAUAUGUAGUAUUUUAACCCGUUUAAUAUUUUUUUCUGAUAAAUAUAUCUGUAAAUAAUCAAAA